AUGAAUACACUACGAGUUUUUCUUCAUACACUUGUAUGGAUGGAAAAUUCAAGAAAAUUUUUUAAACGUUUAGAUACAUUUCUUGAUAUAUCAAAAAAUAAUAAUUUAAAAAUUAUACUUGUUUUAUUUGAUGAAUGUUGGAAUGCUGAACCACUUUUAGGCAAACAACCAGAACCUAUACCAGGUGUACAUAAUUCACAAUGGGUUCGAUGUCCUGGUCAAUCAAUGGUGCUAAAUAAAACAAGUUGGCCAAUAAUUAGAGAAUAUACAAUAGAUGUUAUUGAUCGUUAUAAAUCUGAUGAACGUGUUUUGGCAUGGGAUUUAUAUAAUGAACCUGAAUGUAGUAAACAAGUGAACAUUAUCUUACCUUUACUUCAUUAUAUAUACGCAGCUGCUCGAUCUGUUCGUAAUGUUCAACAGCCGAUGACUAUUGGCAUAGCCAAAUGGCCAUUAACAACACCAUUAGCAUUGUUUGAAUUAUCUGUUUCUGAUAUAAUAUCAUUUCAUUCAUAUGGUCCCUUAGCGAAUGUUAUACAAAAUAUAACUGAUUUACGUGAAGUUCAAUUAGGUCGACCUAUUCUCUGUACAGAGUGGCUUGCACGUCCAUUUGGAUCAACAUUAUUUACACAUUUAGAUUAUUUUAAAAGUGAAAAAAUCGGUGCAAUACAAUGGGGUCUUGUAGCUGGUCGAUCUCAAACAUAUUAUCAAUGGAAAUCACCAAAAAAUGCACCAAUGCCACGAGUAUGGUUUCAUGAUGUUUUAUAUCCAAAUGGAACAGCAUUUAGUCAACUAGAAGAACAACUUUAUAUUGAAAUAAAUCAUUGA
Messenger RNA from Rotaria sordida, 825 nucleotides. NCBI's taxonomy places the organism in Eukaryota, Metazoa, Rotifera, Eurotatoria, Philodinida, Philodinidae. The record is from the annotation of a GenBank genome assembly.